Vanessa tameamea is the source of this 2018-nucleotide messenger RNA. RefSeq names its product ATP-binding cassette sub-family G member 1-like. The record is from RefSeq and is a predicted model, not a curated record. The transcript has 11 exons. Gene Ontology annotation, cellular component: membrane. Bases 189 to 2000 code for a protein of 603 amino acids. Gene Ontology annotation, biological process: transmembrane transport. Lineage: Eukaryota; Metazoa; Arthropoda; Insecta; Lepidoptera; Nymphalidae. Gene Ontology annotation, molecular function: ATP hydrolysis activity; ATP binding; ABC-type transporter activity.
AUUUUUGUAUCUUUAAGAUUCUGUUACGCUUUACUAACUAUGAUAUACAAAGAAUCAUACAAGCGGGUUAUUUAACCAAGUCAACUGUUCAUUUCCGCACGUCUUACGCAGUGGGAAGACGAUUUCCUGUCCCUUCAUAAGAAAUAAAGUGUUAAAAAAUAAAAAAAAGUUGUUUUUAACUUUAAUAAAUGGACGUGGAACACGUUGGAGACGACGUUAGUCUUGAAGAUGGUUAUCACUUGGUUUUCAACAACAUAAGUUUUGGCGUCAAGACAUACUUUAAAAAAAAAAUAUGGUUUCCAUAUAAACGAGCUGAUGAGCAGGUGAUUCUCAAAAAUGCAUGCGGUGCCAUCCGACCGAGCCGAUUGACUUUCAUACUUGGACCUUCAGGAGCUGGCAAGACUACACUGCUGAAAAUAUUAGCUGGACGGAAAAAGACUGGCGUAACUGGUUGCCUUCAAGUAUCUGAUCGGAAUAUUGUGUUGGUAGCUCAACACGCUACACUUAUUGACACACUCACUGUGCAAGAGACAUUGCAAUUCGCAGCUUCGUUGAAGCUGCCUCAAGUAACUCGAAAUGAAAGAUACCAUGCGAUUGAAGCAGUAUCAAAACAAUUGGGAAUCUCGGAUGUAUUGAACACUCGAGCUGGUCGCUUAUCGGGUGGUGAACGGAAGCGACUAACGAUAGCAUGUGAACUCCUAACAAACCCUUCUAUACUGCUUCUCGAUGAACCAACUAGCGGGCUUGACUCCGUGUCAUCGAUGUCUGUGGCCCAAGCUCUUAAAUCAGUAGCACGUAGCGGGAGAUUAGUUGCAUGCGUGAUACAUCAACCGUCCUCUCAGCUGUUUACCUCAGCUGAUGACGUCAUACUCCUAGCCAAUGGAAGAACCUUGUACUCUGGGGCGAUUGAGGAUAUCCCUGAAUUGUUAAAAAGGUCUGGCCUUGUCUGCCCGCAGUAUUAUAACAUGGCUGACUAUCUUUUAGAGAUUGCCAGUGGUGAGCACUCUGGAAAUUUAGCACUCCUAGAAAAAGAGGCAAUAACUUAUGCUAAUGAAAUGAAAAAAAUAACAGAGAGAGAAAUUCAGGAGAAAACAGUCAAAGAUAAUUCAACAGAAGCUGAAGCUCUUCUCGAUUCAAACAUAGUGGUUGUAGAUGGAUAUAAUGCAAAUUUCAGCCAACAAAUGUACGCUCUACUCCAUCGAGGAUAUAUAGGGGCACUCCGAGAUGUUCAUUUAACUCAGAUACGACUUGUAUGCCACUUAAUAGUGGCUUUGUUGCUGGGUGCGCUGUACAACGGCGCGGGUACAGAAGCGAGCCGCAUGAUCUCCAACACCGGAUGUCUAUUCUUCUUCCUGCUCUUCCUAUAUUUCUCAAACGCUAUGCCAACAAUACAGACAUUUCCAGUGGAAUCGACUGUCGUCCUUCAAGAACAUCUUAACAAAUGGUAUUACUUAUCAACAUACUGCGCUACGAAAAUUAUAAUUGACUUGCCGAUACAGCUCUUGUGUGCAACAGUCUUCGUAUUACCUGCUUGGUACUUAACAUCACAACCUCUGGAAGCUCAUAGAAUUGGUUUAGCUUGGAUCAUCUGUGUCUUAAUAACGAUACUAGCUCAAACUUUCGGGUUAGUGGUAGGAGCUGCAUGUGGAGUCAAGCUUGGCCUAUUCGUCAUACCAGCCGCAAAUAUUCCGAUGUUGAUGUUUUCGGAAUUUUUCAUACCCUACCAUGAAAUGCCCUCGUAUCUACAACCAUUUGCCUCGAUAUCAUAUUUUCGAUACGCAUUUGAUGCAUUAAUGCAAACUGCGUAUGGUUUCGGUCGUAGUAUUCUUCCUUGUCAUGCAGUUUUUUGUUUAUUUAAACGACCUGAGAAAUAUCUAGAUUACUUAGGUCUUUCGAGAGACUUCAGAACUGACGUAAUAGCUAUAGUUAUAUGGAUUAUAAUCCUAAAAAUAUCACUUAUGUGCGUUUUAAAAUAUAGAGUCUACAGGGCGUGUAGAUAAAACUACAAUAUUGGUACA